Messenger RNA from Paramacrobiotus metropolitanus, 1182 nucleotides. RefSeq lists its product as uncharacterized. The record is from RefSeq and is a predicted model, not a curated record. Bases 82 to 876 code for a protein of 264 amino acids. The transcript has 2 exons. NCBI's taxonomy places the organism in Eukaryota, Metazoa, Tardigrada, Eutardigrada, Parachela, Macrobiotidae.
UGUGCACGAAGCAGACAGUGAGUGUUUAAGAUUCGAGUGCUUUAACGAGCUUGUGAACCACGUUUCCGCUGCGUAGUCGAUAUGGCGCAGAUUACAUGUACAGUGACGGUUACACAGCAGUAUGUCAGCAGCGUCCAUGAAACCGUCCACAGCGGCGCUCAUGCGGCGCCGGAACAGGGCUCCACGGCCGCGAAGCCUCUGCAGACGGUCAUCGACGAUAGUCACGAUAUCCGCCGCCGCAUGGUAAUAAGUAUCGCCGUCCAGACCUUUAUCCUUGUCGCCAUCGGCGUGCUCAUCGUCGUCCUGGCGCCCACCUUACUGCCCGUCCAAUCCGUCCCGCUCAGCAUGUACUUCGUCGGCGGGGUCCUUAUCUUCACACUGCUCAUCGGCGCAUUUUCCGCCUGCCGUGUGCGCACCAUCCGGCCCGCCGACAUCGUCUUCACGACACCGGCCGACCCCACCCAAGCCCUGUCCGCCGUGGAAAUGCAGGAAGCCAAACGAUACCCCGUCCUGUUCGCCUUCCGCAGCUACAACUACGGCCUGUUGCUGGUGCUGGCCGGCAAUCUGAUCAGCGGCAUAACCGGAGUGGUCCCGAAAGACAUUCAGCUGGGCCACAGUCAAGCAGAGGAUAUCAAGUGGCCCCUCAUUGCGUUCGGCGCGGGGUUUAUCGUGCUGGCCAUCUUCGUUAUUUACAACUUUGUCGCGGCGGACAGCUACGCUAAGGAACUCCAGGCAAAACAGCGGAGUUUCUUUUCCUACGAGGAAAUACGGCGCCGGCAGCUGGAGGAGGGCGUCGACGGAGCGAAGAUGACGUUGCCCGCGCAGUAUGAUGUGUCACCGGAGGAGACACUGCAGACCGUUUUGCGCAACAAUUAAACGCGCGUUUAUUGCGCUCAUACACGUUCCUGGUUGCGCUUGUACAGUUAGUAAUACAAUUAUUAUUUUAUUUUAAUAAUGUCUCCUACAUUGUUUGGGGUUGCUUUUUUUGUUGUUGUAACAAUAACGUCGAUGAUAUCAUCUGCAGCAUCGGCAGCACAUCCGGCUUGAUGUAGCUCACGGUGUUCUUGGUGACGACAGCUGAGAAAAUCAAAGUAAUCCUUGCAUCAUACGUUCUUGCACUGGCAACGACAUAUGAAUCGGCAGCAGCCCAGACUGGUUUGACGACAAAAAAGAGUGCCAUUU